This is a messenger RNA of Acipenser ruthenus (sterlet), 6046 nucleotides long. RefSeq names its product 2-(3-amino-3-carboxypropyl)histidine synthase subunit 2-like. Gene Ontology annotation, biological process: protein histidyl modification to diphthamide. The record is from RefSeq and is a predicted model, not a curated record. Bases 261 to 1829 code for a protein of 522 amino acids. Lineage: Eukaryota; Metazoa; Chordata; Actinopteri; Acipenseriformes; Acipenseridae. The transcript has 7 exons. Gene Ontology annotation, molecular function: 2-(3-amino-3-carboxypropyl)histidine synthase activity.
AUUUACUUUAUAUAACUAUAAAGAUAACUGUUACUAUUCAUAUUUCUUUAAGAUACAGUUCUAAUACGCAUUAUUCAAACUUGCAGAUCAUUUUGUUUUGCAUGGAUGAGGCCCAUCAGUAACAUGUUUUAUAACAUAAGCUAUGUAUUUUAUUUUAUCUAGUGUCACCACAAACUGAAAUGACGUUCUGUGAAUAUAUUUAAGCAUAUUUAAGAGUGUUUUCCUUACUGCAUUAAUUAGCGAGCAAUUUAGAUUUACAAAUGUAUUUCGGAAAAAAAUAUUUUAAAAAACGAUUAAAUGAUUACUGUAUCGUGCAGUCACGAGUAACUAUGACGACUGCAUUCAGCAGCGAUGGCGCCCAGGCGAUCCAGCGGACCCUGGGUACCCUGGCAACAGUUAGCAGUACCGGGGUUGAGACAUUGGAUGAGGUGUAUCGGAUUGAGGAAACCUGCACCUUCAUCUUGCAGAAUCAACUACACAAGGUAGCAUUGCAGUUCCCUGAUGACCUACUGGUGGAUUCAGCUGCAGUAGCUGCAAAACUUGAGAAGAGCACUGGGGCAAAAAUGUAUAUACUGGGAGAUACAUCAUAUGGCAGCUGCUGUGUGGACGAAGUUGCAGCAGAGCAUGUUGGAGCAGAGGGGAUUAUCCACUAUGGGAGAGCAUGUCUCAGCCCCACUAGACGGCUGCCAGUGAUGUAUGUGUUCGGUAGGAGGGCAGUUGACCUUGAGAGAUGUGUGGAUUCCUUCAGAGAACACUACCCUGACACACAGAGCCAUGUGAUUAUACUCUAUGACGUGCUCUAUUCCUUCAUCAUGGGUAGUCUGCAGCAUAUCCUUGAAUCUGAAUAUGCCAAUGUUGUCAUGUCCCAGAUCAGCGCAGAUGGGACCCAGUGUUAUAGUCCCAGGCAGACAGAUAAACCCCAUGAAGAGGCCCAGGCUGAAACUAAUCCAAACCAGACAGAUGCUCAGUUUGUUCGGAAAUUCGGCCGUCAGUUUGCAUUGAGGGAAGGCAGCAGCUUGGAAGACUACAGAAUAUUUUACAUAGGCCAGGAGGGCGUAACCUUAACAAACUUCAUGAUGACCUUUAACCAGUGCUCCUUCUACACCUUUGACCCCGAGACAAGGGCUGGGAGGCAGGAGUCAGUGAACAUCAACAAGGCCCUAAUGAAGCGAUAUUACUUAAUUGAGAGGGCCAAAGACUCCAAAGUAGUGGGCAUUUUAGUGGGCACUCUUGGUGUUGCAGAUUACCUGUCCAUCAUUGACCAUCUAAAGGACCUGAUUAGAAAAGCAGGGAAGAAGAGCUACGUGUUUGUCAUGGGGAAGCUUAAUGUGCCCAAGCUGGCAAAUUUUCUCGAGAUUGAUAUUUAUGUGCUGGUGGCCUGUCCAGAGAAUUCCUUCCUGGACUGCAGCGAGUUUUACAGGCCGGUGGUGACACCCUUUGAAAUGGAGGUAGCCUGUAACAAGAACAGGGAAUGGACUGGAGAAUAUGUCACCAGCUUCAGGGACUUGCUACCGGGGGCGUGCAGCCACGUUGAGUUCCCUAAUCCAGAUCCAGAUGCUGAUGGUGACGACACUGAUGUCUCACUGAUCACUGGGGCUCUGCGAUCCUCUUAUUGGAACAACUCAGAAUCCCAGGACAAUCUACCCGGUUCUUCUCUGGUUCAGAGAAACCCAACACUGACGGUAGCUCAGACAAACCCAGCAGCUUCCUUCUUGGCCUCUCGUAGUUGGCAGGGACUGGAACAGAAGCUGGGAGAGACGCCUGUGACCAAAGCAGUGGAAGGGAGGCGAGGAAUUGCUAUUGCCUACGAGGAAGAAGGGAAUAGCUAAAGCAGCAGGCUGCUCAGGACAUUGCAUCGUAAAACAUAUGUAUCUAUCACAAGAGAAGGGGUUAAGGUAGACUCAUGAUAUCCACUAACUUGCAAAGUGGUUUGACCUCAACAAUGUUGUCAGUUUUCUGUCCAGAACCAAGCAACAACAUGGUAUCACUAUACACAUAUUCUUACACCUACCCCACCACGUAAAUAUUAAUAAUGGUAUGAAUUCCAGUGGUUUUUAAAGGAAAUAGUUUGCAGUAUCAGGAAUAUAUGAUUCCUGGUGAAGGUGGACACUUUCAGACGUAAGGGAUUUAAAAUAAGGAAAGCCACAGUGGACUGUUGGCACAUGGAAAAGUAGGUUUAUAUAGGGAUGGAAAUAAACUCCUAUUGCAUAGAGUUCCACCCUUUCCAGGUGUUACCAAGAGCUUGAUUAGCCACAAUGUAUAGGUAACAGACUCUGGUGUUUCUUAUUAAAUUCAUAGUAAAACCAGGAAUGGAUCAAACUGCUGUGAAAUGGGAGUCUUAUUUCCAUCCCUACAUAUAAUAAUUAAAAUAUGAAAAUAUGUUUGGACUAUUUUGUGUCAUGUCAGUAGGAAACAAAAAUUACAUUUUAUAUUUGUCAAAGCACAAUGAUGGUUCCUUAAAAUGAGGUAAUGGUAAGCAGAUCCACAGCAGUCUGCCAAUCUCUGGCAGUGCCGCAAACAUUGUACUCAAGAUUGUUUAAUGUCAAAUUACAGGUUUCAUUUUCCCCAUCAUUAAAUGAAUUAAAUACAAAUAUAAAAAGACAUCUGUCAGAUGAAGGCAUCAUUGAGUGUGAAGGAGCACUUAAUCACAGUCAACAUAAUCGGAUUUCUGGCCUUCUGUGUUUCUGUAAACCAGCCACCACUAUUUCAACUGGUAAUAUACCUCAUAUUACCUCAAGAUACUGAUUUAAUUUUGUUUUUAGUGUUCUAGAAACUCCUCAUUCAGAAUUUAAUGGGACUGACAUAUUGGGGUCAUGUGACUUGUGUUCGGGUUGGUAAAGACCAACAUUUGCAUUGUUAUCAAAACCAUGCAUACAUAAUCUUUUAGUGACAUGGAGUUUCAUAUUGAGACUUUAUAUUGAGGUCAUAAGAAGUGUCUUGGUUAUAGAGACUUUACAGUACUUGGUUAAUGUUUGGUACACAGCUUUAUUCUAUGAUUUUCCAAGUUAAGUUCCAUUUAUAGUUUUAAACUCUUCACAGUUUGUACAGAGCUGUAGUCUAUGAUUCUCUCAACAAAGUCCCAUUACAGGAAUUGUCCAGUGAAAUGAACUCUUCUGUCACAAAUGUUUUCACCUCUGGCCAUAUUCAUAACACACACCAUUUUACAUACACUAUUCAUUUUACCUAAUGGUUUACAAACCAUACAGUGAGAUCUGCCAUUCCUCUUACAUGAUGCCCUUGGGAAUGCUUUCAUUGUAUGCCAGUAGUGGGUUCAACAUGCCAGCACGGUAAUCGGUGAGGUAUUUCACAAUAUUUAGCAAGGACAGAAGCCAUUGUAAUAAUGGUGCCCAUUUUAUUUCCAUAGCAACACUGUUUUUUACACAGCAGGUGAAGUCCCAGCUGGUAGAUGACUGUAUUGUAGUUAUCAUUUAAUUUACCCUGUGUUUGAUCACUGGAUUUUUUGGCAGCUACUCAUUAGAGCAACACAACGAUUUAGAAUGAAUGCAAAAUCAUAAAAAUGUAAGGAAUGGGUAUAAAAAAAAACAUGGCAUUUGUAAUUAAAUGUACUUUUAGCCAAAGCUGUUUUUGAUAGUAUAAACUUGAAUGAGGGAACCUUAAAUAAGCAGAAACCAUUUAAUAGAUUACAAUAACAUUUUAAAAGUGAUUGCACCUGUCUUAGAAUGGCUAAGCAUUUGUAACACCAUCUAUUAUUUAUAAAUAAUCCUACAUAUGAAAAUGUAAUGUACAGUAUAAUUAAUGAGAAAUAGUUUUUUGAUGAUUUAUUCAGAAUAAAUAAAUGCCUGUUCAGGAAGGCAUGAAUAAGUUGGCUUGCUAGUAAUCUAGGAAGCAAGGGGGAAAAAGUAUUUCAGUGUCAACCAAAAUCAAUGGCUGUUUUUAGUGAAAUGCUCCACAGUCUUACUGUAAUUAUCCAUGUUACAAAAUGCUUGUUUACAGAUAAUGGCACAUUUUGGGUGUUCUUCUUUCCAGGUUCUUUAGAAGUAGGUGAAUGUAGUCUGCCUUAUCUCCAUUCAUGACCUCAUUGCUCACUGUUGUGUACUUUACCUUUUGUACACUUUUACUAUUUACUGUAGGUCAGUCCCUUGUCAGGAGUGAACUUGGAUCAGUCUGUUGGUAUACAUAUCAUUGGGCAGUCAUGAGUAAUCAGUAUUGUAACUGUAUAUUUUAGCACCCAGUUUAAGAGUGGUCUGUUUCACAGAUGACAAAUCUAAGCUUUAAAAGGUUAGCUAGAAGAACAUUUGUGGAUCGGGCAGACAGAAGCCUAUGUUUUUACAACCAACAUGGCCCAAUACCACUCCAUUUCAUAUUCUAAAUCGACCAUGAGUCAUUGUUUUCAGUAAUUUUAAGUAUCAUUAUUUAAACAUCCAAUAUCAAAUAGAAAGCAAAAAGCUAGGGGUCCUCUCUUUCCUGCACACUUUACUCUAGCUUCUCAUGAGUAAGUGUACCAAUAAGGUAGUGAUCUAUAACAUGUUUAUUUAUUUUUUGCAUUAUAGGACGACUUAGCUAUAAAUACAAAUCUAAUAACACAUCCUUCUUGAGAAAUUAAUUUAACAUACUUAUGUACAAUAAUUUAAUUACAGUUUCUUGCCCAAGGAUCCUUUUAAAAGCCCUGUAACUAAUGCCUCUUUUCCACUGUACACCCGAGCAACGCCAGGGCCGUACCGAGCCCUAACGGUGGGGUUAAGGGGAGCCUGGGUUGUUUUUCCACUGCAGAGCUGGGCUACUGACGUCACAUGCAAUGAAAGUCGGUUGUUAUUUAUUAUUAUUUAUUAACUCAGUUUGCCAAAAGAUGCACAAAUGGUGUUCAUUUACUAUGUACUGACUGAUGCAACGUAAUGACAAAAAUCCUUAACACCGCCCCUGACUCGGCUCAGCUCGCAGGCCAUGGUUUGGUUCUCGCUCAGCUCGACAAAUAGCCAGUGGAGAACCACCCGUACCUGUACGGUACAGAGCCUUCACGGGUCCGAUGUGCCAGUGGAGAAGGUAUGAUAGUGUGCACCAUGAUAGUUUGUGAUGAUAUUUCAUUGUUUCUUGGUAGAACUGGACUGUCUCAAACGUAGUUGGAUGUUACACGGUUAAUACAGUAAUGAUAAUAUAACAAUAUGAUUUAACCUGAAACCUUAGAACCUACCACCAAAUCCACGUAGUGCUAUAAAGCACGGUAUAGUGAGUGAUGUCUCAAAUUAGCAAGCCUUUAACCAGACCUUUAAUAUUGCCACUACCGUAGUUGAUGGGCAUGCAUAAUUUAUAAAAGCAAUUACCUAUCACCCCCCUGUCCUGCUACUGUCAUCAUAGGCAUUUUCACUUUAGCACUUCAAACUAAUUAGCAGGCAAGGGCAAUAACACGACAGACAAUAUUGUUUCUUUGUUCAUUUUAAACAUUUGUUUUCAUGCACGACUCAUUUUUUACAGUGAACAUUGGUGUUAUCAGUUUAAAGACCGCAUUUAAACAUUGGCUCGAUGCCUUGUGUCUUUGUGUGCUGUGGCAAACCGGGGUAAGCUUGCCACUUUCAGGACUUAUCUUAUUAUGUUAAAAGACAAACUCUCACAGCAGAUUUAAAAACAGGACAAUGCCUGCAUAUUUAUUUGUAUUUACACAAAACAAAAGCCUAACUCCUUCCAGGAUUUCUAACUAUAUUUUUAUCAGUUUUAACUAUAAUCAGACGGCUAAGCCAUUUACCGGUAAUGAAAAACAACACUUGAACACAAGUAUUGCAACACAGUACCUUUUCUCAGGUCGGACCACGCAGGUCUCUAUAAGCCUUAGCCUUCACGCAGACACUGACUCACCUUACAGACCGGGUUUUAUGCACCUGCCUCAAUUACUAGCAGGUGUGCCUAAUUCAAUUAAUUAAACAGUUCCACUGGGGCUGUUCAAAGCAGCCACAAACACACCUUUUCUAGUGUGUUGUCUCUAUCCUGACUGCAAAAAUAACUAUUAUUUUUAAAACAUUGUCUUAAAAUGACAUGUUUUACAUAUUAUACAGACAGUACUGUCAAUAAAUGCACUCUAUUGAUUAUAAUAUAA